AUGGAAUUGCACUGGGUUCGCCCGAAUUUGCUCAACACCGUCUUCCGCGACGAGCACGGCAGGCCUCGGUACAGAACCCAGACGAACGGGUCUGCAUUCAGUAUGUCUGACCGUACGACCACUAUUACGCGCUUCAUCGGUGGCGACCCGUCGUUGUACCCCACCACCGAGCUCGUCGAUACGGACGACAAAUCCGAUACGGAUAUCUUGCUCAAUAAACUCGAGGAGAAGCCGGUCGCGGAGAUCGCGUGGCACCGAGUGUCGCAGUCGAUCUUCAAAUAUGAUGGGAAGGAGGUCAAGGCCAAAGAUCUCAUCAAGACGACAAAGGCCGUUACAGAGAAGAGCCGUACAUUCACGGCUUCCAAUGGUGAAGUGUACACAUGGGUUGAGACCGCUCAUCCUUGCUAUCUCCUAAAGGGCCCACCUGGUACACCGGGAGCGAAGAUCAUCGAGGGCAAAGGACGUAGUCGUGGCAUGAGGAAAGGAAAGGAGGCACACUACCCUUGGCUGAACAUCUCCGAGGAAUGUCUGCCGAUCUUAGACGAGUUGUUCAUGAUAUUUGUGUGGGCAGAGAGGCGUAGGGCUGAAGACUACAACGACGAGUACUGA
Molecule: messenger RNA, 609 nt
Organism: Peniophora sp. CBMAI 1063
Lineage: Eukaryota; Fungi; Basidiomycota; Agaricomycetes; Russulales; Peniophoraceae
Source: the annotation of a GenBank genome assembly